AUGACUUUAUCUUAUUGGUUGUCAGAAAGAGUUGGACGUCGUUGUGGAGGUCUACGUGUCCUUAACUCUUACUGGGUAGGACAAGAUUCGACUUUCAAAUUCUACGAAGUUAUCACUGUUGAUACCGCACACCCCGCAAUCCGUAGAGAUGCCAAGAUCAAUUGGAUCUGCAAUGCAGUGCAUAAGCACAGAGAAUUGCGUGGAAAGACAUCUGCUGGUCGCAAGUCCCGUGGUCUUGGAAAAGGUCAUGGUUUCUCACAGACAACCGGUGGAUCAAGGAGAGCAUGUUGGAAACGCAAGAACACCUUGCAACUUCACAGAAAACGAUAAAUCCAUUUUUAUUAUAUUAUGCUCUUUUGUAUUGCGUUUAUAUGGCAACAUUAUGUUAAUAAAAUGGUGUUUUAUCUGAAAAUU
This is a messenger RNA of Diuraphis noxia (Russian wheat aphid), 414 nucleotides long. RefSeq names its product 60S ribosomal protein L15-like. The record is from RefSeq and is a predicted model, not a curated record. Lineage: Eukaryota; Metazoa; Arthropoda; Insecta; Hemiptera; Aphididae.